AUGCCGGUUGCGUAUUAUCGUUUGUUGCUGCUGUUAUCACGUGUCGUCCUCUUGUCACACUUUUAUAUUAACGAUCAGUGGUCGGCGACUGAGUCGCAUGGUGGCUUUUGCCUGGGCGUAUCGCACGUACCUCGCAACACCUUCCGACCGCGAGUGAGCAGCGUCUUCAGUUUGAAUGCAGUUCUUUAUCCUUCCAAGGUUCCAAAGGUUCCGGAUGUUGUUGCACGCAGGUUAGGAGUAAGUAGAAAUCUCAUUGAUUCACGUUGCGUUCGCUCCAUUUACGCUUUUAUCUCCGCCGCUGGUUACGGGGCUAAUGCCGCAUCCGCGGCGCUACCGAGGCGAUGGCACUGCGCACAAUCGCUAGACGAGGAGGACAAUCACCGCCUGCUUAAGGAGGUUGCGUUAAACAAGGAAGAGCACUUGGCUAAGUCGCUUGACCCAAAAUGCAGUUUUUACCGCUACUUCAACAUCACCCGCAGCAAUGUCGGCGAGCAUUUGCGGAAGACGAUGGACGAGCACUUCGAGUCCGAACGGGAGCAGGCGGCUCGCUCGUUGUACGUGGUUGACGGCAAUGCUUUCAAUGGCGACUACACGAACUGGCGGUUGCCCAUCCCGCGGGAGAUGGCUUCCUACGAUUUCGAAGGCGUGAACCCCAAAGCCGGUGAGCCCUUGUCUGCGCAAGGUGAUGAGGUUAAACCUCGAUUCGGCGAUGCUAUGCUGGAUUCGAUCCAUACCGUCAUAUCGGAGGCGGACAGUGCCGAUUGCGUGAAGGGUGCGGAGGCCCUCUGCGACCUGUACGACGAGGUCGGAGACUACGAGUACUACGAGACAUGCCGGGGUAAAGUGAUAAAGAAAGACUAUCUGGAGGACGUGGAUAUUCUGAUCACCGAUGAGACGAAGCGUGAGCGCGAGAUGCGGCACAACGUGCUGUCGCAGCCAACAGCCUUUCCGUCGUACCUCGACCCCGUGAACCCUGCGCACCGCACUGGUCGCGGGAGGGAGCUGCAACGACGGUCUGAUUCGGGUUCGUGCGCCGUAUACCUCCGACAUCAUUAUGUAGGGCGAUUGCAGCGGCUGCGUUGGAACAUGGACGUUGACCCGGCGGACGACAUCCUGCGUGGCCCUCGUAAGACCGGGAACAGCGUCACCAAGGAGUUCGUCGACUCCAUCGAGUGGGAGCAGCCGAUGCCCACGCACCACGACCGCAACUUCUUUAAGCGGUCAUUUGCGGAGGGUGGCUUUGGCGAGCCUGACAGGACGGUCGACAGCUACUUCGAUGUGCAAUUCAUAGGCUCGCCUGAUGCGUACCCGUAUGCGAUAUCUGCGGGAAUGCAGUUCACGUGGCCGAUAUACUGGGUGCCGCUACUGGCGAAGAAGCACCCCAAGCGCUACUGCCAGCCGUUGCGUUCGCCGGUGUUUAACUUGGGUGGUAUUGAGCCCCUACAGCUCUGGUUCUAUCCCGAGGGCAGUGCGAGUUCCACAGAUGGGUUCUGCUCGCUCAAACUUGUGUCGCCCCCCGGGUGGUGCCUGCCCUAUCGCAUUUACCUGUUUGUAUUCAGCGAAUACAACCGGGUAGUGGCGGGCCCUAUGUAUCGGGAAUCCGCAGAGUAUGUGGCUCGUUCCUUGAACUUCUGCAGGCUCCUCGACAAGAGCGACAAGGAAAGGAUCCGCAUGCGUGAGAACGACAAGGAUUACGUGAUCCUGGGGCCAGCUGGCAAUGUGUACGCCGGGGUCGGGAUCGUUGACGAGCCUGUGCGGUCCAAGGACGGCGCCCACCGCUUCGCGUAUGACUGGGACGAAGGGGACUACGACUUCAACCAGUGGCUCAAGAAGCAGACGGCCGACCCCGACGACGCCUUCCAGCAGGAAAACGUUGACCGUGAGCGGACUCACAGCAUCUGGUAUGAGUCUCACAAGUACAAGUACGUGCCAGAUCGUCACAUCUCGAGGUACUGGAGAAGCCGGUACAGCAAGGAGCUGGACUGGCGGCAGCCCACAUUUUAG
Molecule: messenger RNA, 2004 nt
Organism: Babesia bigemina
Lineage: Eukaryota; Apicomplexa; Aconoidasida; Piroplasmida; Babesiidae
Exons: 4
Coding region: 1-2004 (667 amino acids)
Source: RefSeq, a predicted model, not a curated record